CAACCCCUUCAUCUUCUCACUUUUUCCCCUCGCCGCACGGUCUUCCUCUCGAUCCAUCUCCAUCUCCUCGCUGGACGACCUCCAUACAUCCCCCUUCCUCUCCUCUUCCUCUCGAUCCUUCUCCUCCUCCUCCGCCUCGCCUUCGGCCCUUCCUCACUUGCAGUUGCAGCCUCGUCGCCGAUCCCGCAGCAUCACUGCGGCCGCCCUCUCCUCAGUCUCUACGGCCGCCCUUGCCUCGGUCUCGACUCUUUCUCUGGCGCCUCAAUCUCUACUCUUUCUCUGGCGGUUUCUCGCCGUCGCUCGCGGCCUCGUCUCUCCUCCCCCGCCCUCGCUUCCAUCCGACACGCGUGUCGAGACGAGUCGAAAAAAGUUGACUACGCGUCGGAAAACUCGACACGCGUUGACCGCGUUUUGGAUGGCAAAUGGGAUCGGAUUCAAAUAUGUGAAAUGUCAUAUUGCGAACCCAGAGACGAGGUGAGAGGGCUGACGUUGUUAAGUGCGAAGUGAGCUCCUAUGGCAAACUCAGAGACAGUGACGAGCACCAGCAACACGGUAGGAGGUGAAUACCAGGUUUUCCUGAGUUUUAGAGGGCCUGAUACUCGUCUUUCAUUCACCAAUAUCCUCCACGACGCCUUGUUAGAUGCCGGGAUUCGUGUUUUCAUCGAUGACGUAGGGCUUCAACCUGGUGAAAAAAUUAGCAACCUUCUGCAAGUGAUUGACAAUUGCAAGCUUUACAUACCCAUCUUCUCCAAAGAUUACGCUUCAAGUCACUGGUGCCUUGACGAGCUUGCGAAAAUGGUGGAGAACACCUCUAAACAUAAAGAAGAUGGGAAAGAGAAGGUCAUAUUGCCCAUCUUCUAUGACGUGAAGCCCAAAGAUGUGAAGCUGCAAACACCGUUAUACAAGGAUGUCAUAUCGAAUUUGGAGCAAGAGAUGGACGAUCAGGAGCAUAAGUUCAGCUCCGAGAAUAUAAAGACGUGGCGGGAGUCUCUCGUAGAAGUUGGUGGCAUCAAGGGAUGGGAGGUGGAGAAACAUUCAAGCUCUCCAAAACUCAUCCAGGCUAUUGUUGACAAGGUUGUGGCCAAGCUCAAGACAAAACGGAGACGUGUAACCGGAGAUUUCGUUGGAAUGGAAGAUCAAAUAGCAAACAUAAAGAAAUUAUUAGACAUUGAUUCUGGUGAUGUGCGGUUCAUUGGAAUCUACGGGAUGGGCGGCAUCGGUAAAACAACACUCGCCAAGAUUAUCUUCAACGAACUAUGUCCUCGAUUUGGCAGAAACUGCAGCUUUCUUGAUGACGUGAGGGAAACGGCAAAAAACAAGAACAUAGUCAAGCUGCAAAAGAAAUUAUUGUCUGAUAUCUCUUAUUCUAGAGUGGCUCAGAAUAUUGAUAACAUUGAUGAAGGGAUUGGUACGAUUGAAGAAACAAUUUCCAACAAGAAGGUGCUAAUUGUAUUGGAUGAUGUUGAUGAGGCCAACCAGAUCCUACAACUAAUCGGAGAGAAAUCUUUGCAUCGAGGUAGUAGAAUACUCGUUACCACUAGGGACAAGAACGUUUUGACUAACAGGAAACUUAAGUAUGAAUUUAAGGAUUAUGAAAUGAUGGGGUUGGAAGGUGAAGAUGCACUUAAACUUUUUAGUAGGCAUGCCUUCAAUGACGACUCUCCUCCAGCUGAUUAUUGUACUCUUUCAAAGCGCAUUGUCGAUACUACAUGUGGACUACCUUUAGCUCUUCAAGCAAUUGGUUCAUCACUUUUUGGGAAAAAGAGAGAGAUAUGGGAAGAGUGGCUAGAGAGGCUACAGAAAACACCUCAUGAGGAUGUCUUGGCAAAGCUAAAGAUUAGCUAUGAUGCCUUACAUCAGAAUGAAAAACAGAUAUUUCUUGAUAUUGCAUGCUAUUUCGCUGGUGAGAAUAAGACUAAUCCAAUGUACGUGUGGAAAGAUUGUAAUUUGUACCCAGAGGAUGCCAUGGAUGUCCUCAUGAACAGAUGCAUGAUAAAGGAGUUAGACAAUAAUAGCCUUUGGAUGCACGAUCAAUUUAGAGACCUUGGAAGGAAAAUUGCCAGAGAAGAGCGUAUCGGAUUGUGGGAUGAAGACGACAUCAUUCGCGAAUUAAGAUCAAUGGAGAUCAAAGAAAGCGUUCAAGCACUCAAUUUGCCAUGGAAUGACUUGCCAUGGAAUGAUUUCGAUCGUGAUAUGACUGUCACUUCGGAGCAAAUUAAACGGUUUCCACGUUUGCGGUUUCUUUCAUUGCCUGGUGUAACCUACCGAGGUGACUUUACGGGCUGUCUUUCUGAGUUGAAAUGGAUCCGUUUGAAUUACUUUUAUAGAAUCGAAGUAUUGAGAAAUAUCGGAGGAUCUAUAAAUCAACAUUUGGAGGCAACCAAUUUCUUGCAUCUAGAAAACGUGGUUGUGGCGAAUCUUGAUGGGAUUGAAAUCACAAAAGAUGUGUUAGAUAGCCUAAUCAAGGGGGCAAGGAAAUUGACGGUUCUCACUAUUCGGUAUAAUGCUUUGAUAAGUGAGACACCAACCUUUCCCGAGUAUUCAAAUUUAAAGAAGUUGACUAUUAAGUCUUUUGGAUCUUUAAUGAAAAUUGAUCGUUCUAUUGGGAAACUGAGGUGGCUGAUUGACUUGACUUUUGAGCAUUGUUGUUCAAUUAAAAAAUUGCCUGAACAAAUUGGAGAGUUACAAAAUUUGCAGUGCCUCUGUCUUCAGCAAUGUUUCGGGUUGAUUGAACUCCCCGCCUCAGUUUCGAAAAUAAAGUCAUUAACAGAGCUGGAUGUAUCACACACAAAAAUUAUGAAAUUACCGGAUACCAUUGGUGAACUACCAAACUUGUCGUCUCUCAAUGUAUCAUCCACCCCAAUUGUGGAAAUGCCCAGUACAAUGAGCAAGUUUCGUCAACUCCAAACACUGGACAUGGAUUACUGUCAUAAGAUACAAGAGUUGCCAAAGCUCCCCAUAAGUUUGACCACUUUACGGCUUAGUUCUCGUUCCCUGCAAAUUGUCCCUAACCUCUCAUACCUUACUAAUAUAGUUGAACUGCUCCUAUCUGAUGGCUAUGAAGAGAGAUACGGCGUCAUAGACAGAUACGGCAUCAUAAACACAAAUGAAGGUAGAGACCCAUCGAAUGAAUUCCAAACUGGCGACUUGGGGUGGAUUGGGAGUUUAACCAAAUUGAGCAACCUGCUCGUCUGCUUUACAAAUGUUCGCGCACCAACUACAGAGUUGGGUUCCCUUUCUCUGCUGAAAGAACUUACUCUACAGGGACAAGACUUGCCAACUUUCAAACACCUCCCGUCAAAUUUGAUAGUUUUAAAGCUCUACGAAACUGGAGGAAACAAGUACACCUCGAUGGGCUUCCUCCAUCGGAAAAGGAGACUCCAUUCCUUCCAACAAGUUUGGGAAAAUCGAAAGAAAACAAGGUCUCCGAGCAACUUGAUGUUCAAUCUCUCGAUGUCUUAAAAUCGUCAGAAAUAUCACGUAUUCAGGACUGCAGAUCUUCCGAGAGUUUGGUUUGUCAGCCGGAGGAGCCGGGGUGCAAUGGACUACAAGCUCCCGAGUUGAUUGAUCAUUGGAGGGGAGCGCUCCUUUUCCCAAGCUCCCAAAAGACGCUUGUACAAUUUCAUCUGUCAGGGUUCCUCGAGGUACAGGAUAUUCAAUUUGUUACUACGUUCGAAUCAUUGGAAGAAAUUUAUGUAGAAAAGUGCUUUUCGUUAAAAAGCUUAGGCGGUUUGUCAAACUCGAAGAACUUGAAGCGGUUAAAGAUUCACCGGUGCCCGAGCCUGCAGGUUGUGGAGGGCAUUGAUGAAUUAGAGUUCUUGCAGUGGUUGAAUAUUGAUAACUGCAAAUCAGUGGGAAGGAUUCUUGAUCCAUUAAGCUCAAAAAUACCAGAUGAUUGCGAGAUACUCAUAAAUGGUAGCAGGGAGUUACCCGACUGUCGUACUGACGAUGGUUGGCGUAGUGACGACUGGAAGUCUUACAGAGUGAAGAUUCUGAAUGGAGCAAAGCAAGCGUGGUGCUCUGAAACUGAAACAGUGGACUCUGAAACAGAAACAGUGGACUCUGAAACUGAAACAGUGGACUCUGAAACAGAAACAGUGGACUCUGAAACAGAAACAGGGGAUUCUCUGCAGAAAACGAAUCAGGAAAAUAAAGAGAAGAAAAGGAAGAGAAAGACAGAGUAGGCAAAACAAGAAGGAAGAAGAAAGAGGAGAAAACUUCAAAAAAAAAAGCUUGCAUGCGUUUGUUUCACCCUAUUAUUUCCUUGUGCAGAACCAGGAAAAUGAACAGAAGAAGAGAGAGCAAGACAGUUGGCAAAAGAAAAGGAAAAAAGAAAGAGGGAAAAAAGUGCCUGAAGUGGAUUUUAGGACCGAGGUAGCUAAGUCGGUCUCAAAUUGCGAAUCAAAUUGGGAUUGGAGUUCUUCUUCCUUUCUCCCGCUGCUCAAGCAAAUCGCUGUCGCUCGCUCCACAGUGACUCCACGCCCAAUCCUCGCUCGCUCCUUGCAAGCUUAAGUCUGUCGUUCGCUGUCGUCUCUCUUUUCCCAGGUUCCAUCGUCCGCGAGCUUGAAGCUCGCAUUCUAGUUCCAUGUCCGUGAGCGUCAAGUCCUUCUCCAAUGCCACUUUUCACUCUCGUGCACAUUUUCUUCUUCAGUGCCGCACAACCGGAGGAAUUUAGUGUAUUCAUUAACUUCAUCAGUGGCGGGAGUCAUGGGCUGGAACUCAAGCUCUGGAUCACUUGCUAAUAGCUAAAUAACAGGUAAGAAGGGUGUGGCAGUUGGUGUGUUUCUUUUUCUUUUUUUUUCUUUUUGGUCAGAGUGGCAGUUGGUGUUUAGUUGAAUGUAAUCGUGUGAUUUAUCUUUGCGUAGAGCAUGAGCUCGAGCUUCAUAUGGUAAUAUUUGUAUUAGGGUCUGCUUUCUUGCAUUUGUCUGACUGUUUGAAUACCUAGUCUAGUUAUGUUGCUAUGCUUUUGUGGACUGCUCGAUUGAGUGUAAUCAUGUGCAGAGGAUGUUGUGCAUCUUCUCGUUAAGAGUUUAUCUAUAAGUAUAUUCUAAGGUUUGGAUAA
Eucalyptus grandis is the source of this 5062-nucleotide messenger RNA. Its product is annotated as disease resistance protein RUN1-like. Gene Ontology annotation, molecular function: ADP binding. Lineage: Eukaryota; Viridiplantae; Streptophyta; Magnoliopsida; Myrtales; Myrtaceae. The coding region runs from base 514 to 3462 and encodes 982 amino acids. Gene Ontology annotation, biological process: defense response; signal transduction. The transcript has 5 exons. The record is from RefSeq and is a predicted model, not a curated record.